ACUCCUCAGUUAUGUGCUUAACGUUCGUUGGAGCGGAUACGAGACCGAUAUUCGGGCGCGCGUUUCGCGUUUUGGGGAUUGAGGAUUUGUUCUGGCUAACAAUACUGCAUGGAAAGUCCUUCGAUAGGAUAUUUGAUGUUGGCGUAAGAAGGUGUGCUUAAUCGCAGGUAUCCGAAAUCAAACUGUGUGGGUUUGUGUGUGACUUCAAUAAUAUCCAGACACCAUGGAUAAUUGACAAAGGAAUAACCAAACAAAUAAAUACGAUUGCAAGAAUCGCUCGAGCAAAGUGUUUUGUGUCAGGUGCAUGUUUCAGAUUUUCCCGGCGGGUGCCGUCGCAGACGAAAAUAAAUAAAAAUCAAUUAAACAGUCAUGAAAGAAGGCAAGGGCUGCCCUGGCUGCUUGCGUGGUGGCGCUCUACAUGUCAGUGGUGGUGUGGACGAGGGCUUUGUAGGGUAGAGUGGCGCGUGAUGACCCGGUUCUGCGGCUUUCCACCUGUUCAGCUGACAGGUUGCGGUGGUAGCCACUAGUCGUGACGUUGAUGGUAUUUUCAAGGCGCUUCAAAGAAGAAAAAAUACGGAGGCGGCGCAGCGUGAAACAGCCGUGGAAGCACAUACACACAUACAAACCGACGUCCCACAAACGAAGUUGUGCUCCUAAAUUGAUCAACCCAUAAAAGUUCAGUGUUCGGGUGCAUCGAGGUGUUGGAACAUAGCGAGGAAUGUGGCGCUGAAAACAAAAAUACAAAUCAAGGCAAGAGUGAAAAAAAAUAUAAUAAAAUAAACGGAAAGUAAACCGUGUAAAGUGAAACCCCAUACGGCCUGUAUAUUUCAAGUUUUCUACUGAACCAAAAAAGAGCAACUGGCUGAAGGAAAAAUCUCCUUUGAGAAUUGAAUUUGUGGAACAGCCGAGCAUAUUAUUUUGGGCGAAGAAAAAAAUUUCAACAGCGCUGAACUUCAAGCUUUGGAUUAAGCCUAAAGAGAACUUCUCAGUGCACUAGACAGUCACCUGCAGUCCGACGACAACGACAAUCCGGCACAGGAGAGGUCAUCAGCAGAAGUGCAAACCGGAACGAAAAAGAAGAAGUGUUUUUUUUCGGUUCAGCCCAGUGCAUAACUGAUUGUCUCAAAAGUGGAGCAGAGGAAAACCACCGACAAUCUGCAUCCGGACCUUCCCGGGCAAUGGGGAAAAUCCAUAAAAGCUAGUAAUUGAAACUGGGACACACGUGGACAACCCCUCAUGGCUUCACGUGGAGAAAAACUUUUGGUCCAUCAACGACAACGGACGGGACCGCAGAAGAAACAAUAAUGAGUGGUAAAGGUGGUGAAAUUAAAUCAUUUCCAUUUCGGGCAAUGCCACAACCGGGAAAGCCAAACAACCAAAGACGUCACUGCUUCUCGCAGCAACAGCAGCCACAGCAACCGAAUAUGAUCUGAACGUGGGUCCAUUUUGCUGGCACACUUUUUUUUUUGUGUGAAGGACCCAUGGAAUAGUGUGAAACUCGAAAGUGCUAACGUGGAAUAAUAACCAUUUUUGGAGUAGAGCGGUAGAGAGCAAAAAAAAAAAAGUUAGCAAAAGCGAAUCAUAGAGAGCUUGUGCAGAAAAAAAGUGGAAGUUUGAGAGUAGCUCUUAAAAAUUAAUUUAGCACAAGCUGGGGCUUUCAGAAAAAGAGUGGUGGUAGUGCAAUUAUUCUGAAUAAAAUAUGUGGAAACGAGGAGGCUGCUGCCACGACCUAACUAUGCUGAGUGCAGCUAUGCUCGGCACGACGAUGCUGGUAAUGAUGCUUUGCGCGGGCACUUCACGUGCCCAAAUAGACUGGGCCGAGGACGACGACGAUCCAGUGUCAACGACGACGGUGGAGGCUGUGCUCGGCCGGACGGCAACGCUACCGUGUGACAUCACCCCGGAUGAGCAGAACGAUCGCGUCUACAUGGUGCUGUGGUUCCGGGAGAGUGCCGGAAAACCACUGUACAGCUAUGACGUCCGAGGGAGACAGUACACGAAAGCCCUCUACUGGUCGGAAUCGGCGGCGUUCGGUCCGCGGGCCUACUUCGUGACGGUGUCGAAACCGGCGGCACUUACGGUGGACAACAUCCAGCUGGACGACGAAGGGGUCUACCGCUGUCGGGUGGAUUUCCAAAAUUCACCAACGAGAAACCACCGGAUAAAUCUCACCGUGACAGUGCCGCCUCAUCAGAUACUUGUUUACGAUGCGUCCGGAAGGGACGUUGCCGGGGCGAUAGGCCCACUGCAAGAGGAUGACAACCUAGUUCUUACAUGUGAAGUUAGAGGUGGUCGACCGGAACCGACCGUAACAUGGCUGAACGGCGACGAAGUGAUGCAAACAGGUGGUGGCGUAUCGAUGGGCCGCCAUGUGACUGUGAAUCGCCUGGAGAUACACAAAAUAACACGCACCGCCCUGAACAACACGUACAAAUGUCAGGCGUCCAACACGGUUCUGGUGCCACCGGCGGAACGGAGCGUCCGGGUGGAAAUGCUGCUGAAGCCAGUGUCGGCAUCCAUGUCGUCCAAGCCAAAGCAAUUAAUUUCAGGCCAGGACUACAGCGUGACCUGUGAUGUGGAAGGAUCAGUGCCCGACACCGAGAUUAGAUGGAUGCAAAACAACCGUCCGUUCACCAAAGCAAAAAUUAGAACUGUUAACAACAGUUCGAUUGUGACGUCAGUUUUGAGCUUCCAACCCAGCUCGGAAGACGAUGGAACUGUCCUUAAAUGUGAAGGUUCCAAUCCCAGGCUGCAAAACUCAGUGCUGGAAGAUUCCGUCAUCAUGAACGUUCUCUAUCCACCGCAAGUGACGCUGUCCCUCGGAUCAACGCUUAAUCCGGACGACAUUAAGGAGGGCGACGAUGUCUACUUCGAGUGUCACAUCAAGGCAAAUCCGAGGGAGCACCGCAUUACAUGGUCCCACGAUGGUUCGCCAGUGACACAGAAUGUGACGUCGGGGGUGAUUAUUUCGACGCGCUCACUGGUUCUGCAACGAGUCGGCCGGUACCAUUCCGGGAUGUACGCCUGUUCGGCCGCCAACGAGCAGGGCGAAAGCCAGAGUGCACCGGUCUCACUUAGGAUUCACUUUGCGCCAGUUUGUGCCUCGAGCAGUAUCAUGAUUGUUGGUGCAUCGCUGGACGAGACGGUUCCGGUGCCGUGUCAUGUAGCUGCCGAUCCGCUGGACGUUUCGUUCGACUGGAACUUCUCCAACAGUGGCGAACGCUUCGAGGUGACCAGCGGCCAGUUCAACUUGCUGCAGGACUUUCACUCGUCGUCAUCGGUGGCGUCCGAUUCCGGAAUGGGUGGAGGGAUGGCCCCGUUGUACGAUGCCAUGGAUGAAAACUCGGAAACCAUUUACGAGCUGCUGUACACGCCCAAAAGCGAACGAGACUAUGGCACGCUCGCUUGUUGGGGCAAAAACUCAAUUGGCAAGCAGCUGGAACCGUGUCUCUUUCAGGUCGUCCCCGCAGCAAAGCCCUCCCCGUUGCGCAACUGCACCCUCCGGCCGUACUCGACGCUGCUGGCGACUCACGGAGGAGGUUCUGCGUCGUCCUCGUCCUCGUCGUCUAAUUCAUCUGCAGCGUCAGCAUCUUCAUCUUCGUCGUCCUUCUAUUACGGACCGGGUGGCGGUGACAUGGAAACCGGUGCCGUCUCUGCUUCGUCCUCGUCGGCUAAUGGUGCCACCGUAGGUCAGCAAUAUCGGGAAUCUAAUUAUAUCAGCACACAAUUCGUUAAAGAUCGGAACGUGUCAAACGAACGACAAACGAAUAUUACAAAAUUUAAUCAGAAGAGUACGUCGUCGGGCACUGUAUCGAAGAGACGUGAACAGAUCAAACACAAAAACGAUGCCGGCGGGCGAACUGGCGGAGAAGCGGCGGGAAGUUCCGGUCUGACGACCCGUGGAAGAAUUAGUGCAGCUGGUCAAACUGUGGGAUUGACCUCGGAUGAAAGUGACACGGAUCUGGACACGGACGAGGGUGGAGCUGGGAAGGGUGUCGAGGUGCUGAUGGCAGCCCAAAUAUCGUCCGCAUUGGGCCAAGCAGCAUCCGGUUCAUCUAGUUUCUCGCCAUCAUCGGAAUCGUCGUCGUCAGAAGCAGUAGCAGCAGCAGCAGCGUCAGUGGAAGAGAGUAAGAGAAAAACAAUUUCGACUAAUGAAAGAAAUAGUGGCAUGAAUUUGUUUAACACCGUAACGCUCGUCGGAGACGGCUUCCAGCAGGGCAGCUCUUCGUCUGCUGCUGGCAACACUGGCACCGGUGCAGGCACCAGCUCCGAUGCUAAUCAUAGGCGGAUGAAGAGAGAGAAACGUUUUAAUGAAAAUCUAGAAAAUGAAAUAAAUAAAACACAUUUCGAUGAUGAUGAUGAAAUUUUCAAUAGCACCAGCAGCAGUAGCGACGAGUACGAGAACGAAGGCCUUAGAACUAUCGAACCUAGGUCAGGUCAGGCCGGCUACAGUGCUGCCAGCAGCAGUGGGAAUAGUGAAGGGAAUAAUUAUCACGGCAGUACGAGAGAUGCAGCACCGAUUGCAGCAAAAUUGAGAUCGGAAAACGUUCGAUAUAAUCGGUACCACUCGUCGUCGGACGGAACACAGGACGCUGGGAGACGGGGCGGUCUUGGACCACCAUCACCAACAGGAUAUGGUCCCAGCCACUCGUACGGCCACUACGUGGAGAGCAACGGAGGAGGAGGAGCGUCGGAGGUGCCGACGACGUUGGAGCUCGAGUGUGUGGCAGGAUACGAUGGGGGCCUGCCGCAGCACUUUUUUCUUGAAGCCUACGACUCGCGGACGCGCAAGUUGCGACUCAACAUCACAAGUGCACUUAGCGAUGUGCCACUGUUCCGGAUAGAUUUGUCUGAGUUGAGCCCUAGCGAUUCUUACACGCCAACCCUUCACCUGAUUGCUUACAGUGUAAAUCAGAAAGGACGCUCGGAGCCGACGAUUCUCGAGGACAUAGCGAUUAAUGAAGCUGAAAAAAGGACAGACGGAACCGAUGGCUUUUCAAUUCUCCCGCUUGCGGCGUUACUUACCGGUGCCCUGUUCACAAUCGGCAUCGCCGUCCUGCUGGUGGUCGUGCUGGCCAUACGGAGAAAACGUGACGGUCACGGGACCGGUCUGUGCGACGGCAAGGAGAAACAUAUGGGCAUGGAUAUCACCGUGACCACACCGCUGGAGAUGGGAAUGGGACAGCAGAAGUAUGUGGUCGCCUAUACGCUCAAGCAGGGCGUCGAGAAACAACCGGACAUACUGAGCGCCCAGAAAACGCAAGGCGCCGCCAGCAUACAAUCGAUAAAGGACAUCCAGAAGAUGGGCUCACCGGUGGGCAUAAGACCCGAUGCACUGUGUAGUGGGCCGAACGGGGGUGGUGGUGGGCUGGUUGCAAAACAAAGCACAAUUUAUGCCACCCAGAGUUACGACCAAAAAUCGACACCUUCCAGUCGACAAAGCACGUUGAAACGGAACGAUACUUCCAACACGUACAGUUUGCUACAACAGCAACAACCGCCGCAUCAUCUCCAGGGAAAGCCCCCACCUGUGACGUCCGCCACUGGUUUACCGCAGUACACGACCGCCGCCGGCAGUUACACAAAUUGUUCCGCCGGGGGCGGUGAUCUGCUGGAUUAUGAGAAACAGUACGGAGGUAGCGGUGGAGGAGGUUAUUCAACACUCCAGUACAAUCACAACCCGCCGCCACUGGUGGAUCCGUACAGCUACAAGAGCUCCCCCGCGGAUCCCGUCGCAGCUGACCCACUCGACUACGACAAGAAUCUCGAUUACAGACUGCUUAACAUAUCGAACGAGAUUAAGAACAACUCGACCGCCAAUCAUAUCGAAUAUAGGAACAAUAACCACCAUAGUAGUAGUAAUUUACAGCUCGGAAGCAGUAGCAGUAGACCGCCACAAACCGGCUCAGGUGGUCCCAAUCCAGAGUACCGGUAUUCCGGCUCGGAGUACGCCUCGGAUCUGAUGGAUUUUAGCAACGUACCGUCGCCGUCUUCCUCCACCAACGUCGGGGCAACGCUGACCAAGAACCGAAACCGGCAGCACAUCAUCACGGACACUCUGCCAGGACCGGAGAGCUGCGUGUAGAGUUGCCACCGUAGAAGCUUCCUCGUUGGUGUCACCGUUGUCGUCUUCUAUGUAUAGUAGGAUCGUCGUGAUUCCGUCAACGACUGCGGUCGCGCAAAGCUUUAGUCCCCUACCCUCACAUUAACGCUCGCACGGUGGCCAAAAUAUCGUCAUUUGAGAUUAAAACGGCUCUUUAAUUUGGAUUUGUGUUUUUUUAUGUUAUGUAAAUCCUAAUUUACUGUACAUUUUCGUAUAAAUGUCCCAUACGAAGAAAAACUAGAUUCUCUUCGGAUGGUGGAAUAAACUGCAUAUCGAUACCGGUGUGCUCUUUUGUACUAAGCUUGCUGGGAUUCCCUUCUAGAUAGAACAAAAGAACACACCGGCAUCAAUAUGUUUAGGUCUUUUCCAAAAGUGCACAUUAUUUCGAACCAAACUGCAGCAUUAAAAUUGAUGGAAAUUCAUAAUAGCAAACUCAACGGCCAAUAUCGACAAUUUUAUUUCUUAGUAUUUUUUAUUAUUUGACUAAACUUUGUCGCCCUUCCCUAUGACCAAAGAAUCCAAUGACAAAAUGUGUCAUUGGUUCGCUCAUACUACUCUCCAUUCAAUUUUGACAUGUCGUCUGCUGUGUGCUAUCUUGUGACAUAGACCAUUUUGGUCGAAAAUGAGUUAAUGAUGACGUUUUGCUAUACAUAACAAACACUACAAGAUACUUUAACCCGA
Molecule: messenger RNA, 6784 nt
Organism: Culex quinquefasciatus (southern house mosquito)
Lineage: Eukaryota; Metazoa; Arthropoda; Insecta; Diptera; Culicidae
Exons: 17
Coding region: 1700-6085 (1461 amino acids)
Source: RefSeq, a predicted model, not a curated record